Messenger RNA from Rhizoctonia solani, 1281 nucleotides. RefSeq lists its product as uncharacterized. Lineage: Eukaryota; Fungi; Basidiomycota; Agaricomycetes; Cantharellales; Ceratobasidiaceae. The coding region runs from base 1 to 1281 and encodes 426 amino acids. The record is from RefSeq and is a predicted model, not a curated record. Gene Ontology annotation, biological process: carbohydrate metabolic process. The transcript has 17 exons. Gene Ontology annotation, molecular function: hydrolase activity, hydrolyzing O-glycosyl compounds.
AUGCUCGUUUCUCUUCUCGGACUCGUUACUGUCAGCGGAAUCGGUGUCAAUGCCCUCGAUGUGGGGGUUGCCAAACUGCCCGUCUUGGGGUACAAUACGUGGAAUUUUUAUCAGUGCGACAUCAGCGAGAAACUCAUUGUCGAAACUGCAACUUUGAUGAGAAAGUUUGGGCUUCAGGCUGCGGGGUACAAUUAUGUGAACAUCGAUGACUGUUGGUCCCUCAAGAACCGGAGCAAAACUGGGGAAUUAGUUGCAGACCCCGUCAAAUUCCCUAGUGGGAUCAAGAACCUUACCGAUACCCUUCAUAAAAUGGGGUUCAAGGCCGGCAUAUACAGCGAUGCCGGUUGGUUCACAUGCGGUGGCUUCCCUGGAUCUUACUCUUACGAGCUAAAGCAAACGUUUUCGGAUUGGGGUAUUGACUAUCUCAAGUACGAUAAUUGUGCCAUUCCAUAUGAUAGCAUCACUCGCCAGGGUGUUUAUGGUCGCUAUACCCCUAUGCGCGAUGCACUUAUUGCUGUGGCUAAGAAAGCCAAAAAGAUACCAAUAGUCUUUUCCCUAUGCGAGUGGGGUUGGAAUCAAGUUUGGGUUUGGGGGAAAGAAGUCGGCCAGAGUUGGAGGACUACCGGUGAUAUUGCCCCCACAUGGCCCAGUCUGGCUCAUAUUAUCAAUUUCAAUUCAUUUAUUACGUCGUCAACCGAUUACUACGGCCGCAAUGACCUUGAUAUGCUUCAAAUUGGGAAUGGAAACCUCACUUAUGAAGAAAAGAAAUCCCAUUGGACCGCAUGGGCACUCAUGAAGUCGCCCCUGUUCAUUGGGACCAACCUUUCGGCAAUUACUCCCGACACACUGAGUAUCUUGACCAACCGUGAGAUAUUGGCGAUCAACCAGGACCCAGUAUACGGGGAGAGCAUUUCACCCUUCCGCUGGGGACUCAACCCUGAUUGGUCCUUCAACGCGACUCAUCCAGCUCAGUACUGGUCCGGGCGUAGUCAGAAUGGAACAGUCGUCAUGAUGCUCAACACACUCGACGAACCAGCUGAAAUGAGCUUCAACCUGACUGAGUCUCCGUGGAUUCGUGCUGGACGCAAGUACUCGAUUCGAGAUUUGUGGUCACACACCAACAAUGGUACCGCGGUUCGUAACAUUACACGUACCGUUCCUGCGCAUGGCGUCUUGGCUUUACUUCUUAAGGAUGCGGGGAACGAACCAGCAGGAUUAUACCCGGAAUGCAGUGUCUGGUGGCAAUGCACAGACAAGAACGGAACUCGUGUCGGAGGUUAA